Molecule: messenger RNA, 1435 nt
Organism: Penaeus chinensis
Lineage: Eukaryota; Metazoa; Arthropoda; Malacostraca; Decapoda; Penaeidae
Exons: 2
Coding region: 284-715 (143 amino acids)
Molecular function (GO): protein heterodimerization activity
Source: RefSeq, a predicted model, not a curated record
AGCGUCGUUCCGCCACCAUCGUCUAUUUGUAAACAGAGAUCUCGCUUCAAAUUUUUUCGGAGGUCAACCAAAGUCGCUCCAAGAAACAAGAUCCAGGGAAUAUAGACAUAAAAAAGUCUAAAACCCUAUAAAAUAAGAACAGAAGAAGAAGAAGAAGGAGAUGCAGGGAAUAUAGACAUAAAAAGUCUAAAACCUGAUAAAAGACGAAAGAAGGACAACAAAAGCCGCUGAAGUCUCUUAGAAGUUUGCUAAAGUCUCUUCGAAGUUUGAUUAUAUAAGGAAAAUGAAGAUACCGGCCAAGAGCCAGCUAGAGCAGAUAAUGGAGGAGCACACUGGGAAGAGAAUACGCAUUUCGAAAGACGCAUCCUCGUAUAUGUAUAUGAGGUACUUGAUUUUCAUGAAGGAGUUGGCUAAGAAGACGGAUGAUAUUGCUUUCAGUCAAAAGAAGUUGCAGAUUGGAGGUGAUAAUAUUGCUCGUGCCGCUCCAAGGCUACUCACAGAAUUCAGUGAAGCUCAGAACAUCCGACUGAGAGCCAAGAGGAGGAGCAGUGAAGGUGCAAAAGAAGAAACCAAAGGCAGAGAGAGCUCUAGUGGAGGAGAGAGUGACGAAAGUUCUGAGGGAGAAGAGAGGGGAGCCAGUAGAAGCAGCAAAGUAAAUCAGCAGAGGAAAGUGGUGCAGAAGGGGAAAAAAAGAAUUAAGGUAACGUUUGGUUGAGUGGAUAGUCGCACUUGCUAAUUUCAUUGUUAUUUUGGCAGAGACAGUGGUCAACUAUUGUUUUGAUGUACUCAGAAACUUUUAUCAUUGUAACAAGUGUGUAAUAUUGGAAUUUUAUGUGUAUUAUCUUCCUUUACUAUAACAUCCUUAUUACUUGAUCUUUCUGAAUAUUCUUUUCUUUCUUUUUCUUCUACUUUUAUGAUUUUGUACUUGAUUCAUUGUUAUAAUUUACUGUAAAUCAGGUACUGGUUUUAUUCGUAGUGUUAAGCAAAACCCAUCUUGCACAGAUUGAUAACAAACUGAAAAUUAACAUACUAAUUAAUACUUCGAGUUUUGCUUUAUAAUAGAAUUUUAAGACAUGCCAACAGGGAUAAUAUACUUAGAUUUUUCUUUUUUUAUUGUUAUGAGUGCUGUGUAAGAGGUAUUAACCCCUCUGGAUAAACUGAUUAUUGGCUGUAAGGUCCUUUUUGUAACUAUCAUGUGUUUGUACUAUUCUGUAAUCCAUAAUGCUAUUCACAAAACCUGGUGAUAUUGACUAAGCAGUUUUCAGAUAAGUUUUUUUCCCAUUUCUUCUUCUUUUUUUAGAUUUAUUACAGAUACCUCUUAAUUACCUUUUAAAAAUGAAUGUCUGAAUAUAUAUUUUGUUCAUGUUAAUUGAUUGGCAUGUUGCAGAUAAUUUUUGUACAUGAUUUUUAUAUCUCCAAUAAACUUUUGAAAGAA